CAAUUCCGCUUCAGCUCGGCCCUCCAUGCAGUAGCCAUGUACAAUAUCACAGCACAGCGUGCCAUUGCCAAGAAGGAGCUGAAAGAGGGACUUGAAGGAUCUCGAUCUUGGCAUCAUCAGUACAAGGAUUCCGCGUACAUUUACAUCGGUGGCCUUCACGAAGGCCUCACUGAAGGUGAUGUGGUCAUUGUCUUCUCCCAGUUUGGGGAAAUCGUUGAUUGUCAUUUGGUCAGAGACUACACGACUGGAAAGUCCAAGGGCUUUGCAUUCAUUUGCUAUGAUGACCAACGAAGCACCGUGCUUGCUGUAGACAACAUGAAUGGUUUCCAGCUGUUGAAACGGACCAUACGAGUGGACCACGUGGAUAAAUUCAAGGCUCCCAAGCAGUUUGAUGAGAACGACUUGGAUGAGAAUGGUGAUCCAAAGCUAUUGGAGUACAAAGCUUCCGGUGCUGAGGGUCAAGGAUAUCAAGUUUACAACGUCCUAGAAAGCCAAAAGAAGAUCGUAGCAGCGAUGGAAGCACGCAAGAACUAUUGGGAGGACAAGAAGGCCAAAGAGGCACCAGAAGAUGAGGAUGAGGCAUGGGCUAGGUCCUUUGAAGAAAACUUGCAAGAUAUGAAAGAGGUAGACAAGGAGCGCAAACGGCUCAAGAAGUUGAAGAAGGACAAAAAGGAGCUGAAACGCAUGAAGAAGGAGGCAAAGAAGCUGAAGAAGGAAGCCAAAAAAGUCAAGAAAGAAGAGAAGAAGAGGAAGGCUGAAAAUCUGAAAGUCAAGGAGGAAGUGAAAAAGACUGCCAAGAAGGAGAAGAGCGAAAGUGAUUCCUCUGAUUCGGACAGCGAUUCGUAAGAUCAAAA
This is a messenger RNA of Cladocopium goreaui, 854 nucleotides long. The record is from the annotation of a GenBank genome assembly. Lineage: Eukaryota; Dinophyceae; Suessiales; Symbiodiniaceae.